Seminavis robusta is the source of this 461-nucleotide messenger RNA. The record is from the annotation of a GenBank genome assembly. NCBI's taxonomy places the organism in Eukaryota, Bacillariophyta, Bacillariophyceae, Naviculales, Naviculaceae.
AUGACCAUUUUCCCGCUCAACGCACUCGUGCAGUUGUACAACUUGUCACUCAUUCAAGAAGCUGGAAAAGGAGUGGCGACAUCCGUUGCCUUGGAACUGGACCGACGGGCACGAAAUGUCAUGGCGCUGGAACUCGACAAGCAAGCCAAAACGGCUCUCUUUGGUGCUGCCAACGCCGAUUCUAUGGAAGUGGGCGCUCUCUUCAAACAGGCCCUUCUCGAUGGCAUUAACAAGAAAGCAUACGACUUUGGAGAUAUUACCAAGAACCUUCUGGCGUCCUUUGAGAGUUGUGAAACUCCAAAAACCAAUUGGAGUGGUAGACCUCAAGAGCGAAGCCAUGGACUUGGAUCCCAAGUUGGAAAAGGAACUCGAGGCUCUGGACCAGGCGCUCAACGAAAAUAUCGACGAGGACGAGUAAUCAUUCUCUGAGUAAAAGUUAUCGAUAGUACUGUAGUCGCUCC